CAACCCAACACGCAUCGCUAACCGUCUGAUCCUUUUCGAUACACAAUGAUCCCCCUCCGUUUAUAUGUACUUCUCUCGUUAUUUUCUGCUCCUUUCUUUUCUUUCGCUUCACUUCCCGCACAGCCGCAGCCGCAGAAAGCAACAACAAGUACCAUUCAGAAAGUGGCUGGGUUCGAUGGAGAAAGAAAAUGAGAAAGAGUUGGUGGAAUUGUAUGAGGCUGCCAAGAAAGCAGCGGAUGCGUCUACCGACGCAGAUAGUCCGCACGAAGAAAGCCGAUGCCUUGAUGCGCUCGAGCAGCUCAAGAAAUUUCCUGUCAAUUAUAAAAUUCUCGUCAAUACCCAGGUAGGGAAACAUCUUAAAAGUCUCACCAAGCACCCCAGGCAGAAAAUUCGGGCUUUUGCUGUUGACUUAAUUGAGAUAUGGAAAGGCAUAAUCAUCAAGGAAACAAGUAAAAAUAAAUCUGGGCCCUCAGAUUCUAAGGUUGAGUCAACAAAUGGGGAGAGAGCUAAAGCUGGGAAAUUGCAAAAGAGUCCUUCGGUGAAGGUUGAGAAAGGAGAAAGUGUCAAAGUAGAAAAAGUUAAUGGGAAUGGUGCAUCAAAGCUGAGCUCUGGAAAUGUAAAGGCACAAAAUGUGGAUGUCAAAAUUGAGAAAACUGAUCGUUCUUCAAGCGUCAAGGUGGAAAAGAUAGCCAAGGAGGAAACACAUGUUUCUGUAGCAAAGAAAAUUUCAUCCAGCUCUGCUGCUCCCCCAAAGCUGAAGACAAUGAUCAAAUCUAAUGAUUCAGCACGAGACAAAAUAAGGGAACUUCUCGGAGAUGCUUUAUCUAAGGUUUUUGAAGAGGCAGAUGAAGAUAUGAUGGAUGAAGUAAAUGCAUGUGACCCAAUUCGUGUUGCAGUUACAGUGGAGUCUCUGUUAUUUGAAAAGUGGGGUCCUUCAAAUGGAGCCCAAAAGGUCAAGUACAGGUCAUUAAUGUUUAAUCUUAAGGAUCAGAAUAACCCAGAUUUCCGAAGAAAAGUUCUGCUCGGAAUUGUUGAGCCGCAGCGGCUUGUCGACAUGACUUCAGCAGAAAUGGCCAGUGAACAAAGGAAGCAGCAGAUUGAGAAACUCGAGAAGAAAGCUUUGUUUGAAUGUGAGCGUGGAGGUGCACCAAAAGCUACUACUGAUCAAUUUAAAUGUGGUAGGUGUGGUCAAAGGAAAACCACCUAUUACCAAAUGCAGACUCGUAGUGCUGAUGAACCUAUGACAACGUAUGUCACUUGUGUUAACUGCAACAACCGUUGGAAGUUUUGUUAGUACAGUGGUGACUGGUGAGUCUCACAAGAGCUGUUAAAUUAAGGUGUGAUGUCAUUGCGGUGCCCUACCGCAGCACCAUAGCUUUCUGAUUAGACUGUUACAUUUAGAAAUUGUCUAGGCAAAUGUACUUUUUAUUCUUUUUAACUUGGAGUUUUAGCGUAUCUGUAGUUUGUUGUUAUUUUACAAUUUGUUUAUCUGUUAUAUAAUUGCACCAAUGUUUUUCUCA
This is a messenger RNA of Vicia villosa (hairy vetch), 1520 nucleotides long. Its product is annotated as transcription elongation factor TFIIS-like. The coding region runs from base 65 to 1294 and encodes 409 amino acids. The record is from RefSeq and is a predicted model, not a curated record. Lineage: Eukaryota; Viridiplantae; Streptophyta; Magnoliopsida; Fabales; Fabaceae. The transcript is spliced from 3 exons. Gene Ontology annotation, biological process: transcription elongation by RNA polymerase II; DNA-templated transcription. Gene Ontology annotation, cellular component: nucleus. Gene Ontology annotation, molecular function: nucleic acid binding; zinc ion binding.